Molecule: messenger RNA, 3394 nt
Organism: Hypanus sabinus (Atlantic stingray)
Lineage: Eukaryota; Metazoa; Chordata; Chondrichthyes; Myliobatiformes; Dasyatidae
Gene: emc8
Product: ER membrane protein complex subunit 8
Exons: 5
Coding region: 216-845 (209 amino acids)
Cellular component (GO): EMC complex
Source: RefSeq, a predicted model, not a curated record
CCGCUCAGUUAUUUGCGACGCCUGUUUUGCGACCGUCGGUGCCGGUGGCUGUGUGAAGUAGGCCGUUGAAAUUGUUUUUAGCCGGGGUUGACUUGGAUGGCGUAGUGGUGUGCGGCCAGCAUGUGAGGCCUGGCGAAGGGUGAGGAACGGUUGUACCCCAGUCGGGUGAUUUGAGCGGCGGCGACGGACGUUGAGAGAAGGGCAGCCCGGGCACUAUGACAGUCUUCAGGCUGACGACGCAGGCCUACUGCAAGAUGUUACUGCACGCCGCCAAGUACCCGCACUGUGCCGUUAACGGCAUCUUGGUGGCCGAGAGGCACAAGAGAAAAGAGGGCCAGGCCGUGCUCUUCGUGGACUGUGUUCCCUUCUUCCACGGCACCCUAGCACUCGCACCCAUGCUGGAGGUGGCUCUCACUCUGGUGGAUUCUUGGUGUAAAGAAAAUAACUAUGUAAUAGCUGGAUACUACCAGGCAAAUGAGCGAAUGAAGGACACCAGGUGUGUAAGUCCAAACCAAGUUGCUGAAAAGGUUGCUUCUCGAAUUGCUGAAAGCUUCAGUGAUGCAGCCCUUAUUAUGGUACAGUAUUGCAGGGUUGAUAAUCAUAAAUUUACAAUGGGCUGUGAAGAACAAUCUAUUGUAGUAUAUGAACAUCAUGAAAACAAAUGGCGAUGCAAAGACCCAAAUACAGAUUUCUGUGAAGAUUGGUCAGAGGUGCAGCGAAUCACAGCCUGUCUACUGGAUGGUAAAUCCUAUGACUCCUUGGUGGAUUUUGAUAACCACAUGGAUGAUCUCAGGAAUGAUUGGACAAAUCCAGAGAUCAAUAAAGCUGUCCUCCAUUUCUGCUGAUUCACCUUUAUGUGAAUAUCCUUGGGCAUUCUCUUGACAAAUGGAAAUGUGCAGCUGCCUUUGGCUGUAAUGCGUUACCCUUUUGAAUGUGAAGUCUGAACAGUAAAAUGAAAGUCAAAACGUUGAGCACUCCAGUUCACUGCCAAGGGAUAUCAAGUUUUUCAAGUCUCCUGAUAGUUGAGCCAUGGGUCUCUUUGGUUUUCUCAGGAAAACAAGAUUUGCAGUCAAAUUGCCCUUUCUGUUAAAUCAGAUUUUGGAUAUUUCUAAAGAUGUGAGUUAUUGUGUAAUUUGAAAAGAAUUCAAUCAGUUGUUAACACUGUAAGAAUAACGUGUUUUAACAAUUAUUUGAUUAAAUCAAUUUAAAGAGCACCUGACAAUAGCUGUAGUUGAUACUUUUCUUCAGUUGCUGAUGCAGUUCUCCAAUACUUAGGAUUUUGAUCCUGUUAGUUUACACAGGUAAGUGUGCAAACUUUCAGUUGAGAAAAUACGUUUGAGGUUUAGGGCUUUGGAUAAACUAAAUGAUUACAUUUCAAAGAUAUUUCAUUGGUUCUAAAGCAUUUUUGGCUAUUUUGAGUUUGUGAAAGAAAGAUGCUGGGUUAAUCAUUCAUAUCAGUAACAUUUUGAGGAAUCCAUUAAUUUGAAACUGAUUCCUUGUAUAACAACAUUCUAGUUGGAAAACAAGUCUUUAAAUUGCAUUCAAGUACCUGACAUGAUAUUUUGAACAUCUGAUUCUUGAUCCUUGUCCAUGUAUUCUAUCAAAUGUUUUAAAGGAGUGAGUAAAAAUGAUUUGUCAUGAAAUGUUCAUAACUUUUUGAAAUUCUCAUAAUUCAUCCAAUUUGGAUUUGCUUUAUUAUAUCCAAGCUUUCUGAUAGUAAACGAUUGAUCUUCAAAUUACAAAUCUGUGUGCAACCUAGUGUCUGUAAACUUUUUAUAAAUUAUAUUGUACAGUAUAUUUUCAUUUGCAGUCUACUUGGGAUCUGAGAUAUGCAAAUAAGUUGCCAUAUUGUAUUAAUAUUUCUUGGUUACAGUGCAGGAAGUUGUUUUUCACCUUUUAUCUCCACUGAUGUUUCCAGAUUUUCAAAAACUGCAAAAUAAUUAAAAAGCAAAGUAUUUGCAUUGGAGGGCACUUGAAUUUCUGUUUGGGUAACAAAAUAAUUACAGUACUUUUCUCAUGAUUAUAAUUGCUUACCAAAGUGUGUUAAAAUGGGUUUGACUAUUCUGGUUCUGCAGUUGACCUGUUGUUCAAUUAGUCACUUACUACCAUAUUUUUCACAGUAGAAUAGUUUCUGACUGGUACAAAAAACUCUAAUACAUUUUUGUGAAUGUAUAUUCUGCAGCUAAGCUACAAUCAGCCUCAGCAUCUGUGGAAGGAGAAACAGUUAACAUUCUUUUCAAAGAUAUUUCAUCGCAAAGUUCUUUAGCUCGACAUAUGAAUUUUUUUUUUACCCACAAAUGCCCUCAACCUUAGAAUUUUUAUUCAAGAUUUUCACUGCAUUUUUUUCAUUCCUUCAAGCCUUAGUUUAAAUCUAGUCAAAAUUCUUUUCUUUUUGAUCUGAGCUGUGUACCAACAAACAUUCUUGUUUAGGUUGGAGGUGAUAUGUUAGCAUCGAGAGGAAAUCCAAAGCUGCAAAUAGUUAAUGAAAACAAAUAAACUGAAUUUUUCCACAAAAGCACAUUUAUGUUGGUUCCUUAUUUCCUGAAGUAUGUUUUAAGAAGAACUGCAGUCUGCUUGGAUCAAUUAACAUGGUUUUUGCUCUGUAAAAGAAAAGUAUAUUUUGCUUUUUAUUAAGUUGUAGUUCAACAUGGUGAGAAGAUUUUAAUGCAUCUUUACAGAGCAGGAGCCAAAAGAAAACUGGUUGCAUCUCAUUGCUCACCUGCUGAAAAAAGCAAUUGUCAUUCUUCUUCUCCUCUUCUGUUCUCCGCCCCCCCACCAAUGAUUCUUUCAAGAUUGUCCUCAAAGCAGUUGCCAGAAGAUUUUAUUUGAAGUUGGGUCACAGAUCGGCUGUGAUCUCAUUGGGAUAAUGGUUUAAGGGCCUAAUUUGCCUGUGUCUAUUCCUUUUGAAGUUUUCAUAGUUUGUACUUUGUUCUAACCACUUAAAUCCACUAUUUACAAAAAGAAAAUGUCAUUUAAAUGUAAAUAUUGCUGUUUAAACUCAAAGGAAUACUUUAUUCUUUAUAACAAAGGCCUUAAGUUUUAGUAGGGUAAUGAUGGGAGACAAAUUGCCAUAUAAAACUUUUGAAAUUAUUUUCAAUAACUAUCUUGAAUGAGUACUGUAAUCGUGUCUGUUAAAGCUGAAAUCCAUUACGUUAAAUGUGCUGUAGCAUGAAAGACAAACUGUAGGUUGAAGUGGGUAAGAAAAAAUGUUUAAAAGCUUAGAGUACAAAGCUGAAACUGCAAGGGGAUUGUAUAUGGUUACAAUCAAUGAUUUGAUACUACUGAUUCAAAGCAUUUAUCCUUUCAUCCUUUUCAGGUCCUGACUGACCUGAUUCUAAUGUUAUGUAUUUUUCAUUUCCAGCAUUUGAUUUCAUCCAAUAAAAAUACAAAACUA